CGACGUCCGCACCCGAUCUGAUCUCGUGUGUUAAUCUCCCAUUCUCUCUCCCUCAUUAGCUCUCUAAUCCACUUUCAGGCAUCCCCGCGCCUUUGUCUAUUGCUAGCUUCUCGCAAUGGCCGACUCCAACGAACCCCAGCCGGUUGUACCGGUCCCUCGCUCCACUAAGCCCGUCAGCGAGGCCCUGCUCAAUGAGAAGUGGGAUCGCGCCAUCUCCUCCCUCAUCAUCCGCUCCUCCCUCGGUCUCUCCUUCGGUGUUGUCUUCUCCGUCCUGCUCUUCAAGCGGAGAGCCUGGCCCGCCUGGGUUGGUCUGGGCUUCGGUGCCGGCCGUGCCUGGGAGGAGGCUGACGCUUCCUUCCGUCGGGGUGACUCUCCCGUCAGAGAUGCUCUGCGCCGGUAGAGCAAACCCGACUUGGCAUCUGAUUCUGUAUGAUACCUGUAUAGCUGGGACGGCAAAACAAGUUGGUGGUGAGGGCACACAGCAGUCGUGCAGUUUAGAAGGAUUUUCUAGACUUUUCUUUACACUUUUAGCAUGCAAUUCUAUCGUUGUACCUGUUCGAUCUUCUCGGUGCAUCUACAGUAGCCAAGCACCAGAUUCUCACUUGCUUUUUGCCGGUCCAUGGUGUGCUCGCA
Molecule: messenger RNA, 633 nt
Organism: Aspergillus saccharolyticus JOP 1030-1
Lineage: Eukaryota; Fungi; Ascomycota; Eurotiomycetes; Eurotiales; Aspergillaceae
Product: MICOS complex subunit MIC10
Exons: 4
Coding region: 116-400 (94 amino acids)
Cellular component (GO): mitochondrial inner membrane; mitochondrion; MICOS complex
Source: RefSeq, a predicted model, not a curated record